Messenger RNA from Necator americanus (New World hookworm), 2529 nucleotides. RefSeq lists its product as uncharacterized. The transcript is spliced from 21 exons. NCBI's taxonomy places the organism in Eukaryota, Metazoa, Nematoda, Chromadorea, Rhabditida, Ancylostomatidae. The record is from RefSeq and is a predicted model, not a curated record. Gene Ontology annotation, cellular component: cilium. The coding region runs from base 1 to 2529 and encodes 842 amino acids.
AUGGCCACGACGCUUAACUUUAGGACAGAGGUCAAUGGCAAUAUUCUGGACCCUGAAACUCUUUCAAGAAAGCCUUGGAUAUCUCAGAGGGACGAGAAAUUCCCUAUCAAGAUACGUCUGGUUCUGAGAAGAAGAAGCAUUGUUGAAAGAAUCCAAAUUGUUGCCCACAACAAAUUUAUUCCGCAGCAAGUUGUGGUCUCCACUAUGGAAAACGAAGCGAGAGGCAAUGUCAAAGAAAUUGGAGUCUUGCACUUCAAAGCAGAUUUGGAUACCCAAUAUGAGCUCAAAACCAUUUACACCGAAAUGGUUUGCACAUCCAUUAUUCUCUGCAUAGAGAGAGUGCACAUAAACGACGUAUUCAAUCCUUCACAGCAGGUCGGACUCGUCGAAGUGCAGGUUUUUGGUCAGUACGACUUAAAUGCGGAACAACAUGCUCUAUUUCGACAAGACGAAAAUGUUGCCACGACGAACACGGUUGAAGACGGAAGGUUCAGUGCUGAAAUCGGCGAGAUCAUUGAGAGAAUUGAGAAAAACAAGCAAAAGAGCGUUUCGAACGAGAACUUCGGCCUCGCCUCAAUAGCACAAUUGAGCUCACGACUACUACAGAAGGCUAAAGGAGAAAUGGUUGAGCUGGAAAAAGAUCAACGCGAUGCAAUAAGAGAUGAGGAUUUCCACCGUGCCCUCGACCUCCAGGAAGAGAUGAAGACACUUCGCAAAAAUGCGUUGGCAACAGUGGAUCCAACUCUUGCCAAAAAUAACAUCGAUUCCAUGUCUGAUAUCACUGAUAUCCUCCGACCAAAGAAUCUUUUCGAAAAGGAUGGUCACGACUACAAAAUCCCAGCUCCUAAGCUAUUCACUCCCAUCGAUUUAUCUCCGAGCGAGGAUCUCAAACCUUUGAAGACGCCUCCUCGCAUUUCAUCAGCUGCCAGUGCAGCUACCCAAGGCUCACUUAAUAAAAAAGCAACAAGAAAGUCGAGCUCACCAAAUAUUUCACUCAGGACUGACUCAGCUUCGAGCAGUGGGGAACUGAGUAAGUCGUCUCAGAAAGAGAGGCCGACAUCUGCUUCAUCUCGAGUAUCAGCUUCCUCGCUGAAAACCGAGACAUCAAGCAAAGAACGUAUACCACCGCCUCCGGAUCCAAACCGCUGGCAUAGUAACAAAUUCUUACAGAAGGAAAACACCGUUGUACCUGCCCUAAGAGAACGGAAGCACCAUAACUCAAACUCUGAUGAGGAAAGGCGCAACGAACAAUCAGAAAUGGAUCCUUCGCAGUUAGUUCCAAUCAUGGAAAAAGCAACAUACUUACGAGGAUGCGACCUUUUUGGAGAAAACACGAUGGGAAAAUUGUAUUCGAAAAAAUGGGAACAACGCAAUCAAGGUCUUUCAAACAUCCAGGAAACACUUGAGGGAGUUCCUUUGGGUGAUGCCCAAGCAGGAAAUUAUCUGGAUUGUGCUAUUUCAAUCCUACAAAGACGUCUCAAAGACCCCCUAUACAACGCGUAUAUAAGCGCAUUGGAUCUUCUUUCCUUCAUCUGCACAGACUUUCUUCCACGGCAUUCUCUGUACAAAUUAGCUCCAACCAUCGCAAGAGCAACGUCCGACAUUAUAGCUUUGAGAGCAAGCGAUACGGAUCGUCGUUCGGCCGGCAAAACACUUUCGACAAUCAACGAUAUUAUGGAGCAAGAUACAAAGGCCGCAAAAUUCUUCUUGAACCGAUUCUUGAAAAUGGGAGCUCCGGGUGGGCAACGAGGACAGGCAAAUAUACAGAAGCUGAUAAGUCUGACGGAAGAAUCUGUCACAUCAUUUGGACUGGAUUGUUUAAAACACACGGAUACGGAGAUCCGAAGUAUUGGUAGGAAGCUCAUCCUUGAAGUUUACACGAACGGCAAAAGAGAUAUCGUUCGCAAAAUGAUCAUCGAAGAAAGUCGAAGGAACAAGCACCCAGCGGUGCGAUCUACGCUCAGUGAACUAGCAAAUCUUGAUGCAAAGCAGGACAGGGAUCUGAUUUCUAGCACCCAGUCGGGAUCUUCAAAAAAAAGGCCAGGCACCAAAUCCGUUCGGAUUUCUAACGAAUUGCCCAAAAGAAAUGGAAGCAUACAGAGCAUGUGUCGAUUUUGUGGCAAAACUAUAGAUUCUUACGAACCAUCAGCCUUAGAAAGGCAUUAUAAUGCAGAUUGCCCCAUGUUUACCAAAUGCAGUGGUUGCGGACAGAUAGUAGAAGUGUCCUCUCUCGGAAUACACAAGACGACUAAUUGCAGAGCAAAAGAAAACUAUAGAAGCUGUCCCCGCUGUGGCGAAUUGAUCGAGAGACGAUUGUUCCAUAGACACGUUGGCAAAAAAGACUGCAAGCCUCCUGAUAUUUAUUCGGCGAAAUGUCCAUUGUGUGGCCUAAACGUUUCGCCGGACAACACUGAUGGGUGGCGAAGGCAUCUUACAGCGCAAUGUGCAGAGAAUCCUCGUCGCCGGGCGUUUCAAGAAACCAAGAGAGCAACUCUUACGAGCUCUGGAUCUAUAUCUACGGAUUUUUGA